AAUGAUGUGUGGCUGCAUAACUGUUAAAACAUGUACAGGGAACUAGCUGACUGCACCUCCACCCAUAGCCCAAAGACACCACUCCCCUCAUCGCCUUUCUCCCUCCUCCCAGGUUCUUGUCAUUCACUCAGCGCUACAUCAGAUUUGACUUCUCACACCAAGCGCUGGCUUCUCACCACCGUUCGGUUUGGUUCAGUGAGUAUGUGAGUGAAUGCGUUUGAGGUCUGGUGCUCACAGUUGGACAAUGUCAUGUUGGCUGUAACAGCAUGUGGAGAGCAGCUCUUGUUCUGUACCAGCUCUUGGCACUUGGUCGGCCACUCUGGGCUCAAGAUCAUGUCGCAGCAGCUGCCAUCACUCCUCAGGACUGCAGUCUGGACUGCGUCCAACAGGGAGGACCAGGAUGUGAGUACUGCAGAAUAACCAGAAGUGAUGUCAAGAAGGCUCUGGGGUUUAACUCCAUUGAAGCAUUUGGAAGUUGUAUUCCAUGGCCAUGUUUUGAGUUGCUAGACCCUGAAAUCUGUCAGCACUACGUCCAUGCACCAAAUGAUGUGAAGAUUGAAUUUGUAAAUGAGCCAGACACCACUUCUGACACUAUCGUUGUCUCCUGGAGGCCAAGUUACUAUGGGAUCGCCUUCCUGCGAGGCUUUCAGGUGUCCCUCCAGGCCCUGGGAGGGUCUGCUAUUGCCUGUCAGCUUUUCCUCUUCCACCGUAACCUCUCACUACCAGCUUCACAUGCUCAAAGGGUGUACAAAUCAGACCCCUUCCCCGGCCUCCCCCUUGGGUCUCAGUAUGCUGUUACUGUCAUGGCUCUGCCAGUGCCUGAGGAUUGGGAGAGGUUCUACCACAGCAAGAUCUUCUCAACACGCUCGUGUGCAGAGAAGAGCGGAAUUGAGAAAUGCAAAAAGGAUUGGUACCCCCAACAUAUUGAGGUCCAGCAGGAAGGGACUGCCAUCACUGUGACUUUUAACCUGGCUCCCCCAGACCUGGGCAUCAGAAGCUACUUCUCAUUUUGUUAUGCAAACGGCAUGAAGAAAUACACAGACAUAAUACCUAAUUCCACCAAAAACAAAACUCACCACAGCUAUCAGCUGAACGACCUUCAAGAAGGAACCAAUUACACUUGUGAGAUUGCAGCUAAUGAGGUGGAUGCAGUGAGAAAAAUGUUCAAUGUCCAGGUCAUGCACAUUCAGAAAGAGGGUGUCCCGCAGCUCUCUGUCACUCCGUCCCUGACUCUGGUGCUUCCACUGUGCCUGGCUGUGGUAGCCAUACUUGUGAUCUCAUUGGCUGUUCUUGCAAGGACAAGGCCCAAGCUGCAGAUGAAGAAACUUAAUAUAAAACCAGAUAUAAUCAAGCAGCACCAAGAGAGUGGGACUCAGGAGGAAGUGGUGAUAUUAUCCAGAGGCAGACUGACCCCUCCUCGUCUUCUGAUUUGCUACAGCAGCUAUGAUGGCCCUGCUCAUGUCAAAGCUGUCAUGCAGUUAGGGGCCUUCAUACAGCAGCACAUGGCCACUCAGGUGUGCCUCGACCUGUGGGACUCUCUCAGCAUGGCUGAGGAGGGCAGUAUGGCCUGGCACUACCGGCAGAUCCGGGAGAGUGACUUCAUCUUGGUGAUCUGUUCUCAGGGUCUUAACCACAGACCUGAGCCUCCACAACCAAACAGCAACGACAAAGAUGAGGAUGCAGACAGGAGGCUAGACUUUGGGUCUUACGCCUUCAGCUCUGAUGCAGCUGUCCAGCUUAUUGGAGAGGAGGUGGGCCGAGCCAAAGCCAGGGGCCAGGACCUGUCCAAAUACAUGGCAGCCAUUUUUGAGUACUCUGAGGAAACUGACAUCCCCAAUGAGCUGAAUCUGGUAUCUCGCUACUCGCUCACGAGUGACUUACCACUGCUCUUCUCCCACCUCCAUGGAGUGGCUCUGCACAGGCCUGGGGGUUACCUGAAGAUAAACCAUAUCUCAGAGGAAGGUUUUGCCAAGUUACCAGCUGGAGCAGCUCUGCAGUGCGCUAUCUAUGAGGCUGGAAUGGCAAUGAGGGCCAAAGCACAUCACUCUGUGGGAGGGGGUGACUAAAUACACACAAAAAAAGAAUCUGUAUGCCCCAAUUUAAUGAUUGUUCUCAGCCCAGUACAGCAGGAAGGUUAGCUUGAAGAUAAACGUUGGUGAUGGCCAAAAAUUUGCUGGUUCUGUAUCUGGCCAGAUAGGAGGAGCUUGGAGCUCACUGCUAGAGGGUGACCAGUACACCUACAAUCCCUGCUGAUGUGCCCUCAAGCAAUUGACCAACUAACCACCUCCGCCUAAGCUAUGCUACAGUGGCAGCAAUUGUGCACUUUGACCUCUGAAAUGUGUUGACUUACGUGUGUGUACAGGAAGGAUUUGUAAAAAAGAACAUUCAGUAAUGUGUGUAAUGCUCACUGAAACUAAAAGUAUUUGACAUUUUCUGUUCAUUUUUAUCGCUGUGUCAUGUAAAAAGCCACCAUGUUUAUAUUGGCACUGUAUAUAAAAAUCAUAUUAAUCUCAUUUGAAUUAGUGAAGUUAUUCUGUGAGGAUGUUUACCUUGAAGUGGAUAUUGAAAAAUAAGUGCAUGCAUGUUAACAGUCAUGCUUACAUUUUAUUUAUGCAUGUGCAUAUCUCAAAUAUAAAUAAGAAUUGUUAGAUUUAAUAGGUCCUAUCAGUUUUAGUUUUAUGCUGAUGUUCGGUUACACUCACGAAAAAAUGUUGUGAGCUGCCUUGUAUUUUAUGUUGUAUCUUUGUGAAUUAUAAAUGUUACUUUGUGCAUCUAACCAUCUAAUAAAAUCAUUCUAAAACAA
Messenger RNA from Lates calcarifer (barramundi perch), 2803 nucleotides. RefSeq names its product interleukin-17 receptor D. Lineage: Eukaryota; Metazoa; Chordata; Actinopteri; Centropomidae. The record is from RefSeq and is a predicted model, not a curated record. Gene Ontology annotation, molecular function: interleukin-17 receptor activity; protein binding.